AUGUCAUCUGCAAGAUCUGAACAUCUCAAUCUGGGCUAUCUCCCACAGCCGUCAUCCACCAGUCUGCCGCGUUCCGGCUCCUCCACGGCCAACACAUCCCCCACCGAAGCCUCUAGUGGAAGCGCUCUACGGUCUCCUUUCGGCAUACCAGGUGGUUUGAAUUCCGCUGGAAAGAUGGCCGGAAACACGCGAUCGGGGGCUGGUUCUCCAUCGCACGACCUAGGGAGUGCAAGCAGACUGUUCUCGAAGAGCAGGGCGCGAGAAAUACAGGCCCAAGAAGGGGUCCCGGUCAAUGUUUGGGGACCUCCAACCAGCGGCAAUUCGACUCCCCUACGAGAAAAUAUCCCGGAGUCUCCCACAGACGGCUUCCCUGAUUUCACACAUCUCCCGACUCCAGACAGCCUCCCGCAGGUUCAGACCAGACGCGCACGAGCAGGCACGGUCCCAUCCCGAUUCUCCCCUGGCGGAGUAACUACCAGUGGGCUGGGAGGACUGCCAUCUCUGGUAGCUAAAACAUCCCGCCCAAGUCCCUCACCAAGCCCCUUCAAGUCGCCCUCGCCCAAUCUGGGUGAUAUUUCAGACCAUAGUACAGCAAGCAAUGCAGCACUCUUAUCUCGAUUGCGAGCUGGCUCCAUGCCCCAACGACCCCAGUACUCAAACUCCACCUCGCCCUUCGGCCCCUCCGUUUUCUCUUCGAAUUGGGCCUCGGGCCGUGAACGAACAUCAACCCUCGCGAGCAUCGCCAGCCAGCCGUCGAAUGGUCCAAGCUCUCCAGCCCAGUCGUCAUUUUCUCGCGAGGGCGCGGGUGACAAUGAGAUGAGAACACUCGAUUACCUUGGUUUGGCGGAUACACCCCAACCACCUCGCGCACAGUUGGCAAAUCCGUUCCUCGCAAAUAUUGCGGACCUCAACAAGCACGCAAACAGAUUCCGCUCAUAUUCCGUCAAUGCGAAAGAGAAAUAUGAGGAGGAAGAGGACGACGAUGAUUAUGGAAGUGGCGGCUUGACGCCCUACGAGACACAACAGGCCCAGCUGCACAUGCAGCUCGCCGCGACAAACGCAGCAAUUCAGCAGCACAAUCUCGCCGUCCAAGCUUUUGCCAAUCAGGCAUCCUCAAACAGACCGAGAGCGAGGACUGCAGGGGUUUUGGAGUCUCCCGCUUCCAGACUGUUGCGAAACUAUUAUCCUACCGCUUCCCGACUGGACAACAGCAUCAACGCCUCAGAUAUACACAUGCCAGAGUCCCAGGAGUAUGAAGGGCUUCCAGAAGCUGUUGCUGCUAUGACACUGGGUCGAUCAAACAGUCGUAAUGACGGCCACCUGAACCCCGACGAUAACCUAGAAGGCCCCACAAGGGCUUUGUGGCUUGGAAGCAUCCCAUCAUCGACGACCGUGUCGACUCUGAUGGAGAUGUUCAAGUCUCACGGGCCCAUCAUCUCCGCACGCGUGCUGACCCACAAGAACUGCGGUUUCGUCAACUUUGAACGGUUGGAGAGUGCUAUUUCCGCAAAAGCCCUCAUGAACGGGAAGGAGAUCUUCCCCGGAGCAGGGCCUGUCCGGAUCAACUUCGCCAAGCCUCCUUCCCCGUCAGGUACACCAGGUCAUGAUGGAGCGUUCCCCUCCCCCAGCCCAGAUCCGUUUAUGAUGGGCGAAAAUGCCGCUGGUGGCGAUGGCAACGGGGCCACACCCGGCGUCAUUUCUCGCCCAGGAACAGCCUCAUUGAGCAUGCCCGCCCUGCGAGACAUGAAGACGGAUAUUCUCCGCAUCGUAGGAGAGUUUGGGGCAUCGUCAGAUGAUAAGACCAAGAUCACUCACAGUCUUGACCAGGCCAUCAAGUACGACAGGUUCGAAGCCGAGAUCCCACCAAUUCCAGAACCCUCCCCGAACAGGGUUCACGAUGCACCCAAGCUCCGGGAUAUCCGGAAGCGGAUUGAUAACCAGAGCUGGUCUGCAAGUGAGAUUGAAGGUAUUGCCGCUGAUAUGCUCCCUGAAAUCGCCGAGCUCUCCCCAGAUUACCUUGGGAACACGGUUGUACAAAAGCUAUUUGAGCACUGCUCUGACGAAAUGAGGGAUGCGAUGUUGGCUGAAAUUUCCCCUCAUAUGGCGGAGAUUGGCAUUCACAAGAAUGGCACAUGGGCUGCUCAGAAGAUAAUUGAUGUUUCCCACACUCCAAAGCAGAUGGGUAUGAUUGUUUCGAAUCUGCAGCCAUACACGGUUCCAUUAUUCCUAGACCAAUAUGGGAACUACGUUUUGCAAUGCUGUUUGAAGUUUGGAUCUCCAUACAACGAUUUUAUCUUUGAAGCAAUGCUUAGCCAGAUGUGGAAGAUUGCGGAAGGUCGAUAUGGUGCUAGGGCUAUGCGAGCCUGUCUUGAGAGCCACCACUCCACAAAAGACCAGCAGCGAAUGCUUGCUGCUGCCAUUGCCCUCCAUAGUGUGCAAUUGGCCACCAACGCAAACGGCGCUCUACUCCUCACCUGGUUCCUCGAUACCUGCACGUUCCCUCAACGCCGCACAGUACUUGCUCCGCAGCUUGUGCCCCAUCUGGUCCACUUGUGCACCCAUAAAGUUGCAUAUCUCACCGUGCUUAAGGUCAUCAAUCAAAAGGCCGAGCCAGGCGCACGUGAUACCAUCUACAAGGCUCUCUUUUUCUCUCCGAAUGACGAAACUCUUGAGGCAAUCCUAGCAGACCAUGCCUGUGGUGCUACGCUUAUCUUUAAGGUCCUCACGACGCCAUUCUUUGACGAAAGCAUUCGAUCCCAAGUUGUGGAACAUGUCCGAAACGUUCUUUUGCGACUAAAAGCUCAGCCAGCUCAGGGCUACAAGCGUCUCAUGGACGAAGUGGGACUCUCCACGCGCAAUGCAAGUGCUGGACCGAACCGUGAACAUGCGUCAAGCAGCCACUCGACUGAACGAACCCGGCCCAGCUCGAACCACAGCCAGAUGAAUGGGCCUGCACCUCAAUACGGCAGCCAGUUCUAUCCUGGAAUCCAGCAGCCUCAGUUUGAUGCCAACAUGGGCAUGCAACGAGCAGACAGUGUCGAUUCGAAUCUUGCAUCCUUUCCUACUUACGGCCUGCAAAAUGCGAUGUUCAAUCCUGGCAACGUCUUCGUCCCCCCUGCUAGCCUUCAGCAGUACCAACAAUCACUCCUGGCUCGUGUGGCACCACCAAUGAAUAAUUACUAUCCCAACGUGCAAUCUGGCUUUGGCUACAAUAACGCGAGUCCCUCAGCAGAGCAUUACAGAAAUCAAGGUUUACAGAACGGGAGCCCAAUCCAGCCACCGCAGUCCAACAUCAGUCCCAGCCCUAUGUUAGCUCAAAAUCAAUUUGCCCCUCCUGGACUCUUUGGUAACAUGGGGAUGGGUCUUGGCGCAUAUGGAUAUGCUGGGAUGGGCAUGCAAGGAGUGGGAUAUGGCAUGCAGCAGGAACAACCAGUCAAUGGGCGACGAGGACGGAGAUGA
Venustampulla echinocandica is the source of this 3459-nucleotide messenger RNA. RefSeq names its product ARM repeat-containing protein. The transcript has 3 exons. The coding region runs from base 1 to 3459 and encodes 1152 amino acids. NCBI's taxonomy places the organism in Eukaryota, Fungi, Ascomycota, Leotiomycetes, Helotiales, Pleuroascaceae. The record is from RefSeq and is a predicted model, not a curated record. Gene Ontology annotation, molecular function: RNA binding.